Messenger RNA from Bradysia coprophila, 1776 nucleotides. RefSeq names its product calcium release-activated calcium channel protein orai (gene Orai). Gene Ontology annotation, molecular function: store-operated calcium channel activity. Gene Ontology annotation, biological process: store-operated calcium entry. The record is from RefSeq and is a predicted model, not a curated record. Gene Ontology annotation, cellular component: membrane. Lineage: Eukaryota; Metazoa; Arthropoda; Insecta; Diptera; Sciaridae.
UUAUUUUUUAGUGUUGCUGAACAUACGACGAUCGUUAAGUAAACUUUUAAAAUUUAAACGUUGUUUAGACUCGGCAGAAUAUACUUCGCGCUUUACAAAUAUAAUGGAUAGUUUACGAUGCGGUUGUGUAUUGGCGGUUUAUUGAAACACAAUAUUGGUUUCAUCCAAUAAGACUUUUGUAGUGAAAUUCAGAAUAAUUUCAAAGACCAAUUUUAUAAGUGAAUUUUCAUUUAAUUUCGAAAUAUUAUAAAGUCAACGUGAUGUCUAUACAAGAGCGGAUCAUCAGUGAACAGUUUUUCGUUACAUUUAUAAUAAAUUAGAUGUGGACCAUAUGAAGUGAAUUGUUUAAAACAAUCUGCAUUUAAAGCUACAGACAGUUGGAUAAUCAUUACCAAUUCUUAAUUCAAGAUUUGUGAAACGAAAAAUUGCUGAAGCUCAAGAAUGUCGGUGUGGACCACUGGCACGUCUGGUCUAGAAACCGUCUUAGCCACACUUGGAACAAGUAUUCAAUCUAAAGGAUCGCAGUCAAGUUCCAUUGUUUCCACACAACCUGGACACAAUUUAUUUGGCGGCAGUACACACUUAGGACAUCAUACUUAUAUAAAUCCGACAGCACCACAAUUUGUUUACAAACCCAGUUCAGGAGCAGGUUAUCAGCAGAAGAGACGAUCAGGAGCCAGCAGUAUGUCACAAUCCGGUGAAGAUUUACAUUCCCCCAGCUAUUUGUCAUGGAGAAAAUUGCAGCUGAGUCGGGCCAAAUUGAAAGCAUCAAGCAAAACAUCGGCUUUGUUAUCAGGAUUUGCCAUGGUAGCAAUGGUUGAAGUACAAUUGAACAAUGACACACAGGUGCCACCGGGCAUGUUAAUAGCAUUCGCCAUUUGCACAACAUUGCUCGUAGCCGUCCAUAUGUUAGCGCUUAUGAUAAGUACCUGCAUACUGCCGAAUAUCGAAACGGUGUGUAAUCUCCACAGCAUUUCAUUGGUUCACGAAUCUCCGCACGAACGACUACACUGGUACAUAGAAACUGCAUGGGCAUUUUCAACACUCUUGGGAUUGAUAUUGUUUUUGUUAGAGAUAGCCAUUUUAUGUUGGGUUAAAUUUUACGAUUUAAGCAAAGAGGCUGCAUGGUCAGCAUGUAUAGUGCUGAUACCAGUAUUAAUUGUGUUUUUGGCAUUUGCCAUUCAUUUCUAUCGCUCGUUGGUGACACACAAAUAUGAAGUGACGGUGUCCGGUAUAAGAGAAUUGGAAAUAUUAAAGGAACAAAUGGAACACGAUCAUAUGGAACAUCAUAACCUUAACUCACAUCAUCGGAAUGGUAUGAAUUUUUCGGGCAGUGAAAUUGUGUAACCGAAUCGAAUUGUAAUGAAUUAAAUGCAAAUUUGUUUUUGUUCCCUUGACACCAUAUUAUACGUUGUCUUAACAAUCUUAAUAAUGUGAUCUUAAAAGAAAAAGUGGAUGAAUUUUUAAUGAUUUUUUUUUAAAUCAACCACUUAAUGGCGGAUACGUUUACUUCAUAUUUGUACAAUUUAUUUAUUUUUAUAAUUAAUUUUAUCUCUUUGUUUCUCUUAAUUGAUAUAAAAAAAACGAUAAGAACGAUCUAUGUACUCUAAUAUUGCAUUGUUGAUGAGAAAGGUAAAAAAUGAUUAUUUUCAUAAGAAGCAAUUUAUUGAGACAAUACAAUGUAACAUAAACAUAAUAAUUAAUAUAAAAAUAUUUCUUAAUGAAAAAAAUUCCAAUUAACUAGAUAAAAUAAACAAAAAAAAUGAAUUCAACUGA